GUUUGGUCUAUCCUUACCAGGUACAUAUAUAGUGUGUGCUUGUGUGUUUGGCCUCUCCUUACCAGAGUUGAUUUGGAAUUCCCAAAAGUUGAGGUUCGAUUUCAAGACCUGUGUGUCGAUGCUUUUGUCCUUGUUGGAAGCAAAGCACUACCCAUUAUUCCCAAUUUCAUUUUGAACAUGACUGAGGCCCGCUACAAGACCCAAUUAGAUCCUACCGUAGAAGAAGUGAAGAAACUUUGUACUACGUGUCGCAAAUAUGCCAAGUCUGAAAGAGUUCUGUUUCAUUACAAUGGACAUGGUGUGCCAAAGCCAACUGCUAAUGGUGAAAUUUGGCUAUUCAACAAGAGUUAUACACAAUAUAUCCCAUUACCGAUCAGUGAUCUUGAUUCCUGGUUGAAGACACCAUCGAUAUAUGUUUUUGACUGCUCUGCUGCGGGAAUGAUUGUCAAUGCCUUCAUAGAGCUUCAGGAUUGGAGUGCUUCUACUUCUUCUGGAUCUUCCCUGAGGGAUUGCAUUCUGCUUGCAGCCUGUUGCUGA
This is a messenger RNA of Camellia sinensis, 537 nucleotides long. NCBI's taxonomy places the organism in Eukaryota, Viridiplantae, Streptophyta, Magnoliopsida, Ericales, Theaceae. The record is from RefSeq and is a predicted model, not a curated record.